This is a messenger RNA of Colletotrichum godetiae, 2229 nucleotides long. Its product is annotated as phenylalanine ammonia-lyase. Gene Ontology annotation, molecular function: ammonia-lyase activity. Gene Ontology annotation, biological process: L-phenylalanine catabolic process. NCBI's taxonomy places the organism in Eukaryota, Fungi, Ascomycota, Sordariomycetes, Glomerellales, Glomerellaceae. The transcript has a single exon. Gene Ontology annotation, cellular component: cytoplasm. The coding region runs from base 1 to 2229 and encodes 742 amino acids. The record is from RefSeq and is a predicted model, not a curated record.
AUGGCAGCAACACAUGCUACGCUUGUGCGCAAGCAGACACGCGAUGUUAAAGACUUGGCACACUUACCUAUGGUUGUUUCCUUAGACGGCCUGUAUCUUGACGUUCCAGUCGUCGUUGCUGCAGCGCGCCACGGACUCGUUCCUUGCGUGAAGGAUGACCCAGAAAUUCGACACCGAAUACGCCAGAGUCUCGAAGUCCUCGAGCACCAUGUCGAAAACGGCUGGAUCGUGUACGGCGUCAACACGGGCUUUGGCGGUAGCGCCGACUCACGGACGGAACAGCUCAAGAAACUACAAAUUUCUCUGCUCCAACACACCCAAAGCGCCAUCAUCGCCUCCUCUGACCUGGGAGAUGGUCAAGUUGAUCAAGACGGGCAGUCUCACGUCAUUCCGACGGCUUGGGUGAAGGCCGCCAUCGUCAUCAGGGCGAACCAAAACCUCCGCGGACAUAGUGCUGUCAGGGUGGAGGUUAUCGAGACUCUCCUCAGCCUUCUCCGUCACGACAUCACGCCAUUGAUUCCCUUGCGAGGGACCAUUUCGGCAUCCGGGGACUUGAUGCCCCUAUCUUACAUCGCGGGGACUCUAAUCGGAGACCCCAAUAUUUCCGUCACCAUUGGAUCAGGCACUAGCAGAAGAGUUAUGUCUGCCCGUGAAGCAUUGCAACAAUGUGGCAUUCAGCCUGUUGAACUACAGCCAAAAGAGGGCUUGGGCCUGAUCAACGGGACAGCACCCUCUGCCGCCUUGGCUGCGUUGGUAAUUCACGAAGCGAACCAACUCGUUGUCCUUGCCCAAGGCCUUACUGCAUUCACAUCCGAGUGCCUACUUGGGAACGUUGAGUGGACAAACGAGUUCAUUCACAGGAUCCGACCUCACAACGGACAGAAAGAGGUGGCCGACAAUGUUCGCGACUUCCUCAAGUCUUCCAAGUAUGUAACCGGCCUGGAAGACAAGAAACGGACGGGCCAAGGUCUAUGGCAGGACAGAUACUCGACACGAACCGCGCCCCAGUGGAUGGGACCGUACUUGGAGGACCUCCAACUGGCCUAUAGGCAAAUCCAGACCGAGCUCAACUCGACAUCCGACAAUCCAGUUAUAGACAUAGGCGUCGGCAGCGAUGUGGCCGCAGGUGACGUGUACUCCGGAGGCAACUUCCAAGCCACCGCCAUCACCUCCGCCAUGGACAAGACUAGGACGGCGCUGCAGAUGAUCGGGCGUAUGCUCUUCUCGCAGUGCUCCGAGCUAAUCAACCCGGCCACGAACAACGGCCUCGAUCCGAACCUCGUCUUGGGAGACCCUAAUGUGUCCUAUACUAUGAAAGGCAUCGACGUCAAUAUGAGUGCCUACAUGUCGGAGUUGGCUGCGCUCGCGCACCCCAUCUCGUCUCACGUCCAGUCAGCCGAGAUGCAUAACCAGGGCAUCAACUCUCUCGCGUUCCUCUCAGGCCGCCGUACCAUGGAGGCUGUCGAUGUCUUAUCGCACAUGUGUGCCGCUCACCUCCUCGUGUGCUGCCAGGCAGCGGACCUGAGAGCCUAUCACGAGAAGUUCCUUUCCUUUGUGUCCUUGUCGACUUCCAUGACAAACCUGGCCUCGUUGUUGGACAAGGACCACAUGAGCAACGGUCAGACGACUAAGUCAACCAUGACAGCGGCUGGUUUUGACGAGCUAGUCAGAGUGUGGUGGUACGAGGCAAACAAAUCCAGCCAUAUCGAGCGCUGCUCGAUCGUUGCCUCCAAAGCCGCCUCCCACAUCAUGGACUCGAUAGCUCACGAUGGGUCUAGCUCCGUCUCGUUGAUGGAAAUCAUGGCCGUCCGAGACGUUUUCCGGCAAACCAUGGAAGCGUGGGUCGCCGACCCGUUCAAAAGACCCAACUCAGAGCACACAUACCCCGAAGGACUAGGCCAAGGUUCUGCAGCACUCCAAAGUCUCGUGCGCCAGGAGUUGAGAAUUGAAUUCCACCAAGGCUUGAGGGAAGGGCAGCACAGCACUAUUGGUACCAGCGUUUCAAAAAUUUACGAGGCAAUCCGCCAGGGCUCCGCCGUCCAGAGACUAUUGCCCUGCCUCUUUCACAAUGUGGAAGAUAUGAGAUCAUCCAUGUACGGACACCCGGAGUAUGGCAAAGAGCGGGCUCACGACAAUCUGAGUCACCUCCCACCGACAAUCCAGUACCUGCCGGCGAUGCUGGAAUAUGAGCAGGAACAAGAAAGAGUGAAGAGGAAGCGGGAGGAAUAG